Bursaphelenchus okinawaensis is the source of this 11717-nucleotide messenger RNA. Lineage: Eukaryota; Metazoa; Nematoda; Chromadorea; Rhabditida; Aphelenchoididae. The record is from the annotation of a GenBank genome assembly.
AUGGAUAACAAAGUAGUCAAGGACAAAUGGUUUUCAAUGGAAGGGUAUCUCCAGAUGAAAUAUAUGAAUUCAGGUGUGGUUUUGAAUCGAAAUGACGUUUUUUACAGAUGUUGAGUUUCAUUAUUGUUUGUCAUGUCAUGAUGACACAUUUUUUGGAAAUAACGUUUUUAAAAUUUAAAUUUAGUCAAAAAUUUUUAAUUUCAGUUGAGGUACCAAUCAUAAUAUUACUAUUUUCAGCACUAUCAUACUUCAAGUCCCGAAAACGGUACUAUUUUGGAUUGGAAGAAAGUACGGACAGUUUACUGUACUUUAAGGACAAAAUCGAUUUUGAUAAACAUAUCAACUGCCUUGGUACUAUACCGCUAAAUGGUGCUAUAUGUGUACCUGCUCCUACACCAAGGCUUUUUACAUUACAGUAAGCUUCUUAGAGUAGGGUAGGGAAAGUUGGAUAAGGUAACAUAUACUAGGGUACGGCGGGUUAGACAUAGUGUUUUAAGUUUUCAUAUGAUUAACUACAGUAACCUAACUUCAAUGAUUUCUUUGAUUUCAGUGUUGAUGGCAAAAAGUACGAGAUUGAAGGUGAAAAUGGCAAAGCGACGCAAUGUUGGGUGAACGCACUGCAGCGACGUCGCGAGCUUAAGGAUAGUUUAAAUUGGGAACUACCACAUAUUGUAUACAAUUCCAUGAGACGGAAUCGAAGCCGGAGCCGGUCGAUCCAUUCUUUGGUAAAUUUUUUGAUUAGUUUUGAUAAUUAAUAACUUUUUUUGGAUAAUCUUUGUUAAUUUUAGGUAAUAAAUUCGAGUUUUUGGACUAGUUUGCAUGGUAGAUAAGGAUUUUUUAAAUUUUAGGCAACGAAUUUGAAUUUUUAAAAAAUUUUACAUUACAAAUGAUAAGAUUUUUCGGAAUUUUAGGUAAUAAAUUAGAUGUUUUUCUUAAUUUUACGUUAGAAAUGAGGAUUUUUUGAAAUUUUAGGUAAUAAAUUUGGUAUAUUUUUAAUAUUUUGCAUCAGAACUGAGGUUUAUUGGCUAAAAAACUUACUAGCGAUGUUAUCCAUGGUUACCUUUAUAAUUUAGAGCGAUAGUGAAAGUUCCAGCCCAAAACGUCGACCCAAACAGCCGCCAACUAGACGUAAGGUUAUUAAAUGUAAGACUCACACUUGUUUGAAUAUUAAUAUUAUACUUACAAUACCUAACGGGCUGUUUAACUGGGUUUGAAGGGCUUUGAAAAUUUGCACGGUGCAGUUUAAAAAAUUAAAAUUUUUUUUGAAAAAAAGUUUUUUUUAAUUUUUGAAAUUUUGAUUCAUUUUGAGCUAAUUUUCAAUUUAUGCAAAUUUUUUGUAAACCAUAACAUAAGCAAUGACUCACUGACCAUUACUAAUACUGUUUGAUGUAACCCCCACUAAAAUCGACUUAUAUUUAACUUUUACGUUACGAAACCGUCUAUAAAUAGUAAUAUACUUUUUCUGCUUUCAGUGGAGAAUAAUCGUCAGCGCUCACUGCAAACCAGCCUGCCUAGUCCGCCGGCGAACAACUGCUCAAAUUCAAGCGAAUCCCGACUGUCACGCUGCAUAUCCAUGAAUCAGCAGGAGCGCAAAGAAUCCCUAACGAAUGUCCCACCCAAUUUCGAUGUGUCCAGAAGGAACACGCUUCAGGUAGGGGGAGGUUGGCUUGGGGUUGACUUUGGUAUCUUCAAGCUUGACUUGUGGAGAGGGCUGCGAGUGAUUUUAGGGAGGGGGAGGGUUAUUUUUUCGAUAAGUUUAAGGGGGACUAGGUUAAAAGUUUUUUUCACCAUUUAAUGCGGGGGAAGGGGCGAAAAAAACAUUUUUUAUUUACCAAAGGUGGUAGGUGUACCACUUUUUACUACUUCUAUCACUACCGUUAAUCUUAACUUUACUCCUGCUGCUACCUUCACUUCUACCCCCCCCCCCCCCCCCCCCCUCUUUUCCUUCUCCUCCCACUUUUUUUUUCAACCUACAGCUCAUGUUAUAUAUCGUUUAGUAAACAUACCAUGAUAUACCACUAAUUAAAAAAAUUACCAAUCAUCUUUUCUAGCCAGCCCAACUAACCCAAAUCCAAGCCAUGAACAACCGCAAAAAGCCCUCAUGGCUCGAAGAAUGGGUCGAUAAAUGGCUAAACGAACAAAUGGACAAUGGCUUCGUAUCUCGUAAGAUCACACGUCGUCACUCCGAACUACCGAACAUGGACUACCGCCUGAAUCAGAUCCCCGAAUGCAAAAACUCCACAUCGUCAUCAUUAACAUCCGGUCCGGAUAUUGAGGACGAACAUUGUCAUGGUAUGGAUGAUAUGGGCAACUAUGGCAAUUGUGGUAAAGGUUAUGCCAAAAGUGUUGGCGAUCGUGGAAAAAACUUUGGCAAAGGCGGCAACUUGGACAUGAUUGGCAACCAAAGAAACUUGAACAACUUUGACAACAAUUGCAAGGUAAUUGACUUGGAUAAUGUUGGUGAUACGAAACGUGUACAUAAUCAUGGACAGAAUGGCAUGAAUUGUCUUCCAAAUGGAAUAAGUCAAGCUCAAAAUGGGAUAAGUCGUGCUCAGAAUGGCAUAGAUCAGGCUCAGAAUGGCAUAAAUCAAGCUCAAAACGUCAUAAACGACCAAGUUUUUGACAACGACUGUAAAGAAACAAAGAACAACAAUGUCAUGAUCAUGAACAACAAUAUCAUGACUUCAUCAACAGCUACAACGUGUCCCAUGAACUAUGAAACACACGUUGAUUUUCAGCCAAAGCCUGAAAGUUGUAGCGAUUUUUGUCUGGAAACCGACCGAAGCUCGCUACACAGUAGUGGAGCCAGUUUCCCUGAAGUGUACGAUGAGUUGAUAAUGUUGAGGGAAGUGGACAAUCAACAAAAGGCCAGAAUCCAUUCGUUGACGAUGCAGCUGGAGAAAAUGAAGGAGAAACAAUUGUCAAGGUAAGCGUAGUUUUUGAGGUUGGGCAGGGUGAUUGGUGGAUAUGAUGGCUUACGUUUUGGUGAUGUUUUUUGGUCUUUUUUGAAAAACUUUGUUAAAAGAGCAACGUCCAGAUUUUUUUUGUAUUGUUAUUUUACACCUUGAGAUCGAAGAAAGCGGCCGAUUUGGUCAAGAAUCGGCCGAGAAAAGCUAAAUUUAGGUCGGGCCGAGCCUGAAAAUCAAAGCACGGGCCGAAAAAGCCCGGCCUGUUGCCCAUAAAAACAAAUUCGGGUUUGGCCGUCCUGGGGUAAAAAUGAAACUGGCCUUGCCUCAACCGUGGGUCCCGGGCCCGAGACGGUUCUCAAAAGUGGUCUCGGCCCGUUUCUCAUCUUUAGAUUUUUACUGUCAUACCUAUAAAAGUGAGACAAUAUUGACGUUGAGAAGCGUCCCAUAGCGAGGUCAAAUUUGGAUCAAGCCCGCUUUUCCAAAAAUGAAGAUCUGGCUUUGGAGCUUUUGGGGAUUUUUAAUAUAAUUACGUUUUAUUAUCUAAACUCACAAAUAGGGCUUACCUAGGUUUUUUGUACUGUCAUUUUACACCUGUAGACUAAAAAAAACGGUAAAUUUAGUGAAGAAUCGGCCGAGAAAGCUCGAUUUGUCUUUCUAAUCUAGCAAAAACUUGCAUCUUGAGACAAAUUAGUAUAGAGAUCAAGGUCCGUGCAAUAAUUCCCACUUACUAUGCGUUGAUUGUAUUAUAAUCGGCUUAAAUUGUUUAUAACAAGUCUGUUUUUUUUCUGGGUUACGAUAAACAGAACACCACAUCGAUACGGCGUUCUGGUUUUAUAUUAUGUAGACAACGCUGAAUGACGUCGAUUCGUGGUGGUAUCUCGAUCUGGAGAGACGUUAUGUUCGUUACUUUUAAAGGGUUUACAACUAUUGACUUAUGGUUUUGUUAGGGUAUCAUAUGCCGUAAAUAUACUAGGGUAGCUCCAUUUGUUGUAGUUGUACUAGAGCUGUUGUUGAAAAGUAAUAGGGUAUUGCUUGUAGUAGUUGCACUAGUACGUAAGCUUGUUUUGGAGUAUUAUAAAAGUUUUUGUUUUUAGCACGAGCACCAAAGACAUGGAUGAAUCAGCCUUGUUGGAGCAAAAUCGGCUUCUAAAUACCGAGUUGAUUAAACUAAAUGACAGAUGUCGCUUAAUGGAGAAGGAGAUGGAAAUGUGGAGAUCGUAUGUUGUUAUCAAAAUUUUUUAGAGAGGGGGGGGAUGUUUUUAAAAUUUUUUAAAAGAACUUUACUGUACGUCACCUCAGGUGAUUUAAAAAAAUUUUUAUCCUCCUCCCCCGCCCCCCCCCCCCUCUCCAUAAGAAAAAACAAAGACUGUUCGUUUGGUACUACUUAUGAUAGCAUAGAUUCGCUAGGCAUUAUAGUGUAAAAAGGUGUUACAGCGCUCUUAUUUUAGCAAAGUAGAAGACCUCGAAAACAUGACGGAGAACUUCAAACGGGAGUACGUUUAUCUACUACAGAGUUGUGUUCGUAUCCCUUUACAUGAACAUUCCACAUGUGAUGCAAUUCAAGUCAAGCUUUUUGGAGGUGCUGUGGUACGUUACUUGUUAUUACAGCUAUAAGCUUUACGAAGUCUUUUUCUUUACUUUCUUUGUAUUUACGAUACUAUGGGGUCUCUAUAGCACGGUGAUGGUACUAAAGGCAUUUUUAGAGAGUCUGAGGCGUCGCUUCAGUACUGUUUUAUUGGUUACGGUACUGAAUAUUGCUUGAUAGUACUAAGAAUUAUAAUUUAAAAUUUUUAGCACGAAAACAGGGUCAAACAACUGUUAUCUGAAGCCAGACAAGAAGAUCCAAAACUGCCGACAUUAGAAAGGUAGGUAUUGUAUUAACUUUGGGUUACUGUAGCAAAAAUUUGUUUUUUACUUGAAGAAGGCGAAUGAAGAACUAUAAUAUAAGCUGACUUUUUACUGUACUAAAACAUAGUUUAUUACAAUAAAAAUAUACUUUUAAGCUUAUUACGAUAUACAUUUUAGUGUAACAACUCCAGGCAACUACCAUGUAGAUGAUUAUGGUUUCCGUCACACUUUCGAUGAUGUUCCACUGGCUUUACAUUACAUUUGCACACAAUUGAAUUCACAUUACUACGCCCAAUCUGAUGAUUACGCUCGACUGAAGUCAAGGUGGAGAAUAUUAUUGGAUUCGAAUCCGCAGAAAAUCGAAAAUACAGUAAGAUUUUUACAUUUAUUGUGAAAAAAUUUUAAUUUUUUUUGAAUUUUUAGCAUUUAGUAAUCUCUGAUAUAAUUGUAGAAAGUGAAUCGCCAGCUAUGUCGUGCAGGUAUACCAAGAUCAAUGAGGUCAGCAGUAUGGAGAGUGCUGAUAAACCAAGAAGUAGCAGAUUUGAAGGAAAAAUACGGUGAAUACUAUUACCGUAACCUCUGUAGUAGUCAGGGAACACCUUCAGAAAAAAUUGUAAGCAUCUUCAUAUUUUGGCUACCGUAAUAUUGUGCUUAAGCGUUUUUGUAAGAGUUAGGUGAUAGUACUUUAAUUUGAAUUUGCGGUACUAUGUAGUACAGAAAAUAGUACUGUAUAAACACAUUUGUCUUAUACUGUAAAUUUUAUAUUACUUUUUGAUUUUUUGGUUCAAUAUAGUACUACAUAUACUGUACUAUGCGUGAACUUCUUAUAUAUAUGCUAUGCCUGGUACUAUAAUUUCAGUACUGCAACGCCCAUCAAAAGCAAAUAAAUCUGGAUCUCUUGCGCACAAUGCCUUCCAACGUUCAUUUCAUGAGUGCCAGUUGCAAAGGCGUCAACCAUUUACAAGCCGUACUACGCAGCUUUUGUCUCCACAAUCCGAUGUUAGGGUACUGUCAAGGAAUGAAUUUCUUAACGGCCACAGCACUACUGUUCGUUAGUCCUGAAGACGCGUUUUGGUUUUUGAUCGCAGUAACGGAAAGGUUCUUUGACACUUCGUACUUUGAUCAAAAUUUGAGUGGUGCACAGGCAGAUCAGGUAAAAUUUUUUACGACUAGUGAUUUACUGUAAAGUGUACCAGAAGUACCAGAAAAGUUUUUUUAUUUUCUUUAAAGUGAUUUUUACAAAUUUUACAGCAUUUUAAGAAAAAAAUUAUUUUUGGUACUAUUGGUACCAGUAGUACUAAAAAGUGUACCAAACGCGGUUUUAAUAGAUAGUGAUGCUUUUUGAUGUUGAAAAGUCAUUUUUAGGAAGUACUGAAGGAACUUGUUGAAUUGAAGUUUCCAAAAUUGUCAAAACAUCUCGAGGAAUGUGAUAUCGACCUGACUACAGUAACAUUGAACUGGUUUUUGGCUUUGUUUUUCGAUGCUGUACCAUUUCAAGUAAGUCAUUUUUAAAUUUUUUUGAAUUUUAGGUUGAAAAUGAAUAUAGAGUACAAUUUUUUGAACAUGUGCUACAUAGUACGUUGUACACAGUAUUAUUGGUGCUAUAUAGUAUGAUUGGCCAAGUAUGAUUAGGCACCGACAUAAAAACUCGCCAUUUUCUACAAGAAAUUAAAGCCAAAGGAUGGCGGGUUCUUUAUGUCGACACCUAAUACUAUUAGUGCUAUACAGUACGAUGUGCUAAGUAUUAUUAGUAUUAGUAGUACUUUUUCAUAUUGACUACGUAGUAAAAAGAAUUUACUAUUUUAGACAAUGCUACGCAUCUGGGACUGCUUUUUGCUGGAAGGUACCAAAGUGUUAUUCAGGUUUGCUGUUGCUCUAUUAGGACAGUACCAAGAUGAAAUUCUGGAAAGAACUGAUACAAUUGCUGUUAUGAAGGUGCUAAAGGCAGCGGUUAGGCUUACAUAUGAUGUUGAUGGACUUAUCAAGGUACGUUGGGGGUAGUACAAUAUAAUUAAAUAUAUAUUUUUAAAAAUUUGUUUUAGAAAUUAGGUAUUUUUGAAUUUUUAGGUAAAAAAUUUAAUUUUUUUUGAAAUUUUACGUUGGAACUGAAUUUUUUGAUUUUUAGGUAACAAUUUUUUAAAUUUUGCUUUUGAAAUGAGGUAUUCUAGAAUUUUAGGUAACAAAUUUAAUUUUUUAUUAAAAAAAUUUUUGCAUUGAAAAGGACAAAUUUAAAAAAAAUAUUUUUAGUUUGCCUUUGAUGACAUGCAGCCAUUUCCAAGCCGAACAACCUUACACAGUAAACAAGCCGGCUACUUGGAGCUACUACAAGUUCGUCUGAAUCAAAGAAUGGUACUGAGAAAUUGCUUGGAUGUAGUGGUAUGUUUUGUUGCUAUUAUUUUUUUUGUAUUUGGUCGCUUUUUUAGUUAAAAUAUAAAAAGGUUACUAGCCGUAUUUUACAAUUUUAUUCUUUGUUAAAAUUUUGCAAAAACUUUCUUUACAGCACAAAAAUUGGGAAUCACCUUCCUUAUUUAACAAAAAUGGCAAAAACUUUCUUUACAAAACAAAAAGUGGCAAGAACUUUUUUUACAACGCUUAAAUUUUAAAAAUUUACUACGGUAAUCUUCUAGGACAUAUCGGCCGAAACCUCCGAGAAGAUUUGUGAUUUACCGGUCGAAGCCAUCGUGUUCAACGAGCACAAGCCCGGGCAUGGUUAUGUAUGUGCUGGCAAUCAGAAGCGAGGAAAAAUAGCACGAGUGUCAUUGAGCGAUAGUAUUGCGACAAUGUCUACAAUUGACAUUGAAUUCGAUUGUCGACCGGUCUCUAUGGUCAUUUUGAAGGAUGAAAUGGCAUUUUUGUCGCUUUUGUCCGGUUAUAUUGUGGCAUUGAGUUUGGUAGAGAAAAAAGAGUAAGUAUCGUUGGUUUUGACGUAUUUUAGGCUUAGCAGCACACAUUUUAGACUUAUCAUGUAAUGUUUAGGCUUAGCAGCACGCAUUUUAGGCUUAUCAUUACACAUUUCAGGUUUAUUAGGUCAUCUUUAUUCUGUAUAAGUAAUCAUUUUUAGAGAAAUUUUGUGGGAAUUGAAGUUGAAUGAUGUAGCACUAAAGCUACUGUAUCAUGAAGAGCGACUAUAUGCUGCUUUGGCUAAUGGUACUCUUACUGUAUUGGAGGUAUGUUUUUUUUAAGUUUUCUGAUCCCUUUUCCUCCUCCCUCUUAUCGCUCUUUAAUCUGUUUAACGUGAGUACUGUAACAGUCAGCAUACAGUACUUCUUUUGUGUAAAAACUGAAUUUAGAACGUGUUUGUCAAAAGACCUACGUGCCUUGACUUGUAUCACAUUCCAAUCGCUGCUGCACCAAUUACAGAUGCUAUCAUGGACGAGGAAUGUUUAUAUCUUGCUGUAGCAUGCAAAGUUGUCAUUCUGAAUAGGGAGUACGUUAUGUUAAAUUUUACUUUAUAUUUUAGCAUAUUUUUGUAACAAACGGCAAAAACUUUAUUACAAAACAAAAAAUGGCAAGAACUUUCUUUACAAAACAAAAAUUUUAAAAAAAUUUUACAUUUUAAUUUUAGUUCUUUGUCUACCAUCAGUAACAUGUAUGUAGCCUCAUCUGCAUGUGGAAGUCACGUGCCAAUGUUCGAGAAGAUUCGAGCUUUUGCUGAUUCACCGUACGGUAUCUGGUUGAUUACAGCACAUUCGUCGUUGAUACAAUUGUGGUUGGAGUCGGAAUGUCAAAUGUUGUUUGACAUUACUUAUGACCAUAGCCAAAGGUAAUUCUUCUUUAAUUUUUUAUUUUAUUUGAUUCCACGGUGCAAAAAGAUAGAAACAUUGCACCGUGCAGUUCAAAAAACUUUUUAAAAAAAUUUUAAAAGAAUUUUAAGUUUAAAAAUUCAAAUUUUUCAGUUCCCGCCGACCCAGCUUUGACGAAUACGACCAGCUGGAGCCGGUCGAAGUCUACUCCAUAAUGUUUCACCAAAACGAGUUGUGGAUCGGCACGGUGGACGGCUACUUGAUGCUCUACACCGUGAGUCAAGUCGAAGAUUCGUGGGAACGAAAAGGAUCUCUAAAUAAAAAGUCAUCGCGACUAUACGAACGAUAUCCACCUGGAAAACGAUUGUCUCCAGUUCAAAACAAUGUUCAUGAGAUGCCAUUCAUGAGACAAACCAUGUAUUAUAUACCGACGGACAAGGAGAGACUGUUGGAAGAGAUUGCUAGUGCUAAAGAGUACCCAGAGAGCGAAAGACAAACCAGGAAGAUCUCUGUUAUUAUUGAUCCUUCAACCAAGCAGUACAAAGGUAGGGUAGAGGGAGGUAUGGUAGGGUAGGGUAGGAUAGGGUAGGGUAUGCUAGGGUAGGGUAAUGUAAGGUAGAGUAACUUAGAUCAGGGUAUUGCUGAAUGAAAGCAUACAAUUUCUGAUUUUAAAAUUUUUUACAUUGGAAAAAUUUUUCAGUAAACGUCGAAGACGUUCGUCAAAUCAGCGCCGAAUCUCACUCUGAAACCUCAUCUAAUAUGAAUUCACUGUCUCCAAAGAGCGCCACAUCAUCCUCAAUGUCGCCCGGGCUCGAUUCUUCCAUUAUCAAUGAUAAGCCAAGGUAAGUUGUAAUAAAAUAUGAAAUUUUUUGUGAUACAGUAUCAUGAAGUAAAGUUAUUUUAACUCUAUAACUUCAUUGUUUGAGUUUAUUGCACGGUGCAGUCUAAUAAAUGAGUGCACAGUGCAGACUUUUUGAAUUUUUAUUUUUAAAAAUUAUAAAAAAUUUUAAUUUUUAGAAGAAAGGGGAAGUUAUGCAAAGGCUACAGUAUUGAUUCGGCCGUUUCACUGCGUUCUGUCGACAAUACCAAAUAUCAAACAGGUAAAUGUUAUUGUCUUAGGUAUAAGCUGACCUUUUAAGGCUAAAAAACUUGAAUAUAACGCUUUUUUUGUUUCUAGCAUGUGAAGUAAUACCCGAAACAUCAUCAGACACAAACAUGAAGUCAACCGAAGAUUCAUUGUCAGAUUGCCGCAAAAGGAAGCCAUUAAGGCAACGAAGGAAUCCAAAUGCGGAAUAUCUGAGUUGUUGGACGGGAGAAGGGUCAAUGGAAUAUGAUGACACAUUUGAUCUGUAUUCUGAAGUCGAUGGUGAGAAUCUUGGUAAUUUUCAUUUUUUUUAGGCUUGGUCUGUUGAGAAUUCAUUACGUCUAAGCUUAGUAGGCUUAGGAUUAGUAGGCUUAGGCUUAGUAGGCUUAGGCUUAAUAGGCUUAGGCUCAGUAGGCAUAGGCUUAGUAGGCUUAGGUAUAGUAGGCUUAAUAGGCUUUUGCUUGGGCUUACAAGUCUUAGUAGGCUCAGCCGGAGCAUGUUUAGGCUUAUGCUUUUUAAAUUUGAAUAAAGAUUUAAAAUUUCAGACGUACUGAAAAACGAAAUCGGCCUAUUAGAAGAAUCAUUGGCCAGAAACUCACCAUCAAUCAACAAAUCCAUACAAAUUCCAGUUCGAAAAAUGAGUUCAAAAAUCUUUGGAAAGUACCGGUCGUUGACAAUCGACGAAAACAGAAGUGAUACUGACAAUGCGAGUCAGAGCAGUGAUUCUGUCAGUCAACGGUCGGUUUCCUCAGCCGAUUCCACCGCCCGGAACCGGGUUUUGCAACGAUUAUUGAGUGAAAGAUUGGAAAAACAGAAACUGAAGCUCCGACGACGGGAUUUGGACAUUCAAAGCAAGUUGUUGAUGGUUUUUACUGCAUUCAGUAGACUUAUUUUAGCUUACUAGUUAGUAUUAUGGGCUAUGUUUAAACACAGAGAGCUACAUUUAUAUUUCUAACGUGUGUAAACGUUUUGAGGUUUCACAAAGCAUAUUCCAGCAAACGCAGCCAUGUUGGUAGCCCUAACAGAAAGUCAAGAAAUCGAUCCAAACUUAACAUUGACAACUUCAAUCAACCCAACAGAACCUUCAACAUCGUCUUUGCCAGAUACUGCUGCCAAAUUGAAUGCGACUAAGGCUAAAAUACUGUCGAGGAAGUGCUCGGCCAUCUAUCAAGAUAACGAGCACGAAGAACCGUUGGCCGAAAAGCCGGUACGGUACUCGAUUAAAAUGCAAUUGAUGAUGAAGUUGAAAGUGUCGGACAAGCCGUUGAAGUGCAUUACGCUAACUGAGUAGGUUUAUAUUGGGUUGGGGUUUUUAGUGGAAAUUAGGAUUUUUUUAAAUUUUAAUUAAUAAGUUGGGAUUUUUUUAAUUUUAGGUAAUAAAUUCGAUUUUUUAAUGAUUUUGCAUUGGAUAUUAGUAUUUUUUGGAAUUUUAUUUAGGUAACAAAUUUGAGUUUUUUGCAAAUUUUGCGUUUAAAAAGCGGAUUAUUUGAAAUGUAGGUAAUAAAUUAGAUUUUGUUGUAGUUUUGCGUUUGAAAGAAUUUUUUUGAAUUUUAGGUAACAAAUUUUGAUUUUUUCGGAGAUUUUGCGUUUGAAAUGAGGAUUUAGAUUACAGAUUUGAUUUUUUUUGCAUAUUUUGCAUUGAAAAUGAGGAUUUGUUAAAAUUUAGGUAACAAAUUUAAUUUUUUAACGGAUUUUGCGUUAAAAAUGCGGAUUUUUUGAAAUUUUAGGUAACUAAUUAAUAUUUUUUUAUCAAUUUUGCGUUUGAAAUGAGGAUUUUUUGAAUUUUAGGUAAUAAAUUGGUUUGUUUUAAGUUUUUUAUUGGAAUUAAAAUUAUUUGUUUUUAGUUUCAACGGUGAACCAAUGGUAAUAACCGGAGCCGGCAACUACGGCGACGAAGAAGCUAUUUUGCGGUGGCGACGCGACAAAGUCAGUGUAAGUGAAAUUUGUGAAGGUUUUAAAAGUUUUUUGGUUUUUCACAUUAGAAUUUAUGGACUUUAAAUUUCAAAAACUUCAAAUUCAAAGUUAAAAUUAAAAUUUUAGGGCCUCUGGAUCAACGACCCAUUGGCCGAUGCCCAAAUGUCGGGCCGUCGUCGCACGACGAUGACAGCAAACGGUCGUCUGACCAAAAAGUAG